Messenger RNA from Talpa occidentalis (Iberian mole), 5290 nucleotides. RefSeq names its product IKAROS family zinc finger 1 (gene IKZF1). Lineage: Eukaryota; Metazoa; Chordata; Mammalia; Eulipotyphla; Talpidae. Bases 172 to 1782 code for a protein of 536 amino acids. The transcript is spliced from 9 exons. Gene Ontology annotation, molecular function: DNA-binding transcription factor activity; RNA polymerase II cis-regulatory region sequence-specific DNA binding. Gene Ontology annotation, biological process: regulation of transcription by RNA polymerase II. The record is from RefSeq and is a predicted model, not a curated record.
AGGAGGCAGUGUAGUAGACAGCCUGCCACCCAGGGGAGCAGGGUGCCUCCCAAGUGCCUGAGUCAAGGAGACUUAGCACCCAGCAUCGGAAGACCCAGAGAUCGAGAUUUGUGUGGGGAAGGCAGUCCUCUUGGCCUCUGGGAGGUGCAGGCUCGCGAUAACCUGAGGACAAUGGAUGCUGAUGAGGGUCAAGACAUGUCCCAAGUUUCAGGGAAAGAAAGUCCUCCAGUAAGUGACACUCCAGAUGAUGGCGAUGAACCCAUGCCUGUCCCUGAAGACCUUUCCACCACGUCUGGAGGACAGCAGAACUCAAAGAGUGAGAGAGGAGUGGUUACAUAUGGGGCUGAUGGCUUUAGGGAUUUUCAUGCAAUAAUUCCCAAAUCUUUCUCUCCCAGUAAUGUUAAAGUAGAGACUCAGAGUGAUGAAGAGAAUGGGCGUGCCUGUGAAAUGAAUGGGGAAGAAUGUGCAGAGGAUUUACGAAUGCUUGAUGCCUCAGGAGAGAAAAUGAAUGGCUCCCACGGUGGCCAAGGCAGCAAAGCUUUGUCAGGAGCUGGAGGCAUCCGACUUCCUAACGGCAAACUAAAGUGUGAUAUCUGUGGGAUCAUUUGCAUCGGUCCCAAUGUGCUCAUGGUCCACAAAAGAAGCCACACUGGAGAACGGCCUUUCCAGUGCAACCAGUGUGGGGCUUCUUUCACUCAGAAAGGCAACCUGCUCCGGCACAUCAAGUUACAUUCUGGAGAGAAGCCUUUCAAGUGCCACCUCUGCAACUACGCGUGCCGCCGGCGGGACGCCCUCACCGGCCACCUGAGGACACACUCCGUUGGUAAACCUCACAAAUGUGGAUAUUGUGGCCGAAGCUAUAAACAGCGAAGCUCUUUAGAGGAACAUAAAGAGCGCUGCCACAACUACUUGCAAAGCAUGGGCCUUCCAGGCACUCUCUACCAAGUAAUGAAAGAAGAAAAUAAUCACAGUGAAAUGGCAGAAGACCUGUGCAAGAUAGGAUCAGAGAGAUCCCUCGUGCUGGACAGACUAGCAAGUAACGUCGCCAAACGUAAGAGCUCUAUGCCUCAGAAAUUUGUUGGGGACAAGUGCCUGUCAGACAUGCCCUAUGAUGGCAGCACCAGCUACGAGAAGGAGAAUGAGCUAAUGCAGACCCACGUGAUGGAUCAAGCCAUCAAUAAUGCCAUUAGCUACCUUGGGGCUGAGUCCCUGCGCCCCCUGGUGCAGACACCCCCAGGUAGCUCCGAGGUGGUCCCAGUCAUCAGUCCCAUGUACCAGCUUCACAAGCCCCACUUGGAGGGGCCCCCACGUGCCAACCACUCCGCCCAGGACAGCGCUGUGGAGAAUCUGCUGCUGCUCUCCAAGGCCAAGUCAGUGUCUUCUGAAAGGGAGGCAUCCCCCAGCCAAGACUCGACAGACACCGAGAGCAAUAACGAAGAGCAGCGGGGUGGCCUCAUCUACCUGACCAACCACAUCAACCCCCAUGCCCGCAAUGGCCUGUCCAUCAAGGAAGAGCACCCAGCCUAUGAUGUGCUGCGGGCAGCCUCCGAGAGCUCUCAAGAUGCCUUCCGGGUGAUAGGCACAAGCGGGGAGCAGAUGAAGGUGUACAAGUGCGAACACUGCAGGGUGCUUUUCCUGGACCACGUCAUGUACACCAUCCACAUGGGCUGCCAUGGCUUCCGUGAUCCUUUUGAGUGCAACAUGUGUGGCUACCAGAGUCAGGACAGGUAUGAAUUCUCAUCCCAUAUCACACGGGGGGAGCACCGCUUCCAUAUGAGCUAAAUGCCCCAGCUGCACACGCCACCCAAGAAAAGCACAAACCAUUACUGCCCCCCUCCUACCAGUGGAUGGACUGGAUGAGAACCUUGUGCUUUAAUUUCUAGGUGGUUUUUGUUUUGUUUUGUUUUGUUUUGUUUUAAGCUAAUUGGUUGCCAUGUGAUUUGCUUUUGAAAACAAAAAGAUUUCAUUGUUAGAUGUGGGUGUACAUUCAACACUCCACCCCCAAAUUGCUGUUACUAGAUGUUUCCAUAAACUGCUAGCUGAAAUCCCCCCACCUGUUGCCUCCUAGAAUCCCCCUCCUCCAAGCAAUGUGUCAUUUUCAGAAAGAAAGUUAUAAAAACAGGCCAAAGUCUGGGCACGAAUGUGCUGGCUCCUGUGCCAAGCAGAGGACUCCCACACCAGGUGUGAUUUCUUAGGUCCUAGCAGCAGUGGGUCACCACCUGAGCUGACUUUCAGGUGAACAAUACAGGUGAGCAGACCUUAAAGAUGCUCCCAUAGCAGACUUGAGCACUGCAUCAUAUUCUUCAUAGGAAGCAAAUUGUUGGGGCAAAGUUGUAAUUAUUGGUUCCCUUGCAAAGGGAGACAGGAUGCAUUGGAAAUUCUUUUAGAUUCAUUCCCAAUUUCCACACUGCUAUGACAUUGCUUGGAAGGCUGCAAGACUUCCCAGGCUUGCUGUCAGUUGCAAGGAACUCAAUGUUCCUGUGACCCCAUCUGGAAACUACUGUUUCUGCUUUUUUAUUUCCACAACUUUAAUGACCCCAAGUCUAUCACUACAUUUUUAAUACCAGUCCUGAAAUUUGGACCAUGAUUCUUUUUGAAUCUUGCAAACAGUGAAAUGUCUCUGAAACCAAAGCUUUAGUUCACAGUCCCCACAUGGUUCCUUGGAUAUAUUUCUUCACUGGCUAGUUCUACCAGAAGGCUAUUUGUCUGCAGAAGUCCCAUCCUAGACAUCCUUUUAGCCAAGCAGCUGUUUUGUUUGUAAGUAUAGGCCUGAAUAACUUAUUGCCAGUUCCCUAUCUGCAUAUUAUUUUUUUUAAAUUCAUAAAAGAAUUCAGAAUAUCAUUAAUUUUCAGAUCAAUGAAAUAGGACAAGUGAAGUCCAUCCAAUGUUACUAACACACAGAAAACCUACUUAUUUGAAACCAAACUUUCAAAAAAUCUGAAACGUACUCCUCUGAGGACAAAGCAAUACCCAUGUGCCCAUACAACAUUAGGACACAUUGCCCCAUACCAUUUUUCACUAGGAAAUUGAUUCAGGGUAAUCAUGUCAUUCUUACUUCCUGUUUCAGAUCUGACAAGAAAAGGACAGGUGGCACUAGAGGUGAGAGUGAGUGUUGGUCUCACUGCAGUGCUUGGGGAAGGGUCUUCCUCAAUGUUAAUUCUAUUGGCAGGACAGUAAUCCCAAACACUUUAGCAAGGAAGAACAUAUAAUUUCAAGGGUUUGCAGUACUUUGCUUCUCCCAACUUAUCCUAAUGUGAACAAAAAGAUACAAAGGGAAAACUGCACAGGCACCUCCACAUUUAACCUAAAUCUGGGGUCUUCACCACAAGGAUAUUUCCUUGUGGGAGAUUUUCCCAAGCAUCCUGAGAAGUUUGGCAGCAUCCCUGGUAACGACAAACUAAAUGACAUAAGCACCUCCAAUUUGAAACUUACAAUCUCUUUAGAAGUUGCCAAAUAUUUCCUGGAGGGCAAAUUAACCCUGGCAGAGAACCCCUGCUUAAAUGAAUUCUUAACCAGUUGAAGGUCUGCAAAGUCUUCCAGAGAUAAAAGCAUUGGAAAAAAUCUUCCCAGGUCACAAUCUGGAACCUGACUCAUGUUCCUUUGGAGUCAUUUUAAAUUUUAUAAAUGAAUUAUUCGCCUUCAGUCUUGACAAAUACACCUGCUCCCGUGCACCUGAGUUUUGUUGAAAGGAUGGAGUUCACAAAAAUAUUCUAGAGCCUUAGGUUUUCUUUGCUUACCAAGGGUGUGGCAUUUUGAAACUGGAAAUGGUAAUAAUUUAGAUAGUGGCACAGGGAUGCACUGAGUAAAGGAGCGGAGAGGAGCAGGCUGUUGUCAGCCUCAGUUCAACAUGCAGUUACAGAAAGAGGGUGACAUAUUGCUUAGGUUUCCAGUUUACUGGCCAAUUUUACCUGCCCUGUUCUCCAUCCCAUACAGUCAUUUGGUUGAAAGGAGUUAUUUUUCCUACUGGCUUCAAACAAAGCUUGACUGUAAAUAGUGACUAGGAGAGUUCUUUUCUAAAAUGUUCCCCCUUCCUCCCCUUGUCUUUUAGUCAAUAUAACUGUCUACCACACAUCUUUCUGUUGUGGUUUUAUAAUGUAACCAUUUUACUUUGAAAUUAUUGUAUUUAAAGUAGGGUUUCAUAGAAUAUCAACAAGUAAGUAAAUUAUGUUCAAAAGGCAAACAUGUUCUGUACCCAAAGCUGUUUGUGUUUUUCUAUCUAGCAGUAAGAGUAGGAUUUUGCAUGACCUCUCACACUUUUUUGUUCUGUGGUUUGUUCUCUUGUCUGAUGGUAUGAGUGUGAGUGUGUGUACUGAAAUGUGUCUACAUUUCAUGCACCCUCGUUGUGUUUAAAAUAAAUACAGAAAAACAAGGAUUGUGAGGAUCCUUGAUCUAUUGGCUAUGAGAAAUCCCUUUUAGUGUCCCUGCCCCAACUCUGCCACCUACUCACUUGACAAAGGAAUCUACCUUCCCUACCCAGGUCCCCUCUGAACAUGUACCAUAGAGUGUGGGAUUAUCCUAGUUGAAGAGUCCCUUUAAAAAACUGCAUUAUCAUUUCUUUAUCACCCAAGGGUGUCCCAGCACCUAUCACUUCAGAUAUAAGUAGGUUCCAUGUCCAUUUUGGAAGCAAGCACGUAAUGAAAUCUUAGAAUCUUCACCGAGGAAGAGAGUUACCUCUUGUGGAAAUAUGUGGUUCUAUGUUUCUUUUUUUCUGGUUUUGUUUUGAUUGACUCUAUUGUAGUAUCAUCUUCUUGCAAAAAUAAAAGCAAGGUGAAAUGGAUUUAUGUGGACAAGUUAUGCAGCAAAUGUAUUUGUCUAUCCUUCACUUCUCGAGUUCCAGCAAUAAUGAAGGGUAGCUAUAUCUAAAAUGCAGUUAUUUCACUCAUUCAGUUCAAUGUGUGUUUUUCCACUUUCAAAAUGAACCAAAAGCAGUCUUCUUUAAGAAAAAUGGGCAUCAGAACUUAAAAAGGAGAUUCUCUGUUGGUAAUAGCACUCACUGUGAAUAAGUGUAACAGGAUAUUAAUAUGCAAUAUUGUUUCCGAUACUUUCUAAUACUUUUUUACAAUGUUGUAUGUGGUGAUUGUUAAGGUCUAAUCAGUUGUACCCAAUGCAGCUUUAGGUCUUAAGCUGCCACUCUGGCAAGUACAUGUACAGGAUUGUAAAUGCAGUUUUAUCUCCAAGCUGCCUCUCUGCUGAUGUUAAAUUAUUUCUGUUUAGCUGUGAAGAAGGGGUAUGCUCCUCGAGGAAGGAUUUCCUCCUUUUGUACACAUUUUGAGAUGCUUCUUCUGUAAUG